AUGUCCUACGUGACAUUUGGUGAAUAUGGCAUAGGUAAAAACUCGGGAAAUAUUCUCUAUCAAGACCGAGCUACAGGCCAACUAUGCGAAGAAAAAAUUCCAACAUACAUCAGACUAGGUAUUCGCCUUCUUUACCAAAGUCGAGGAUCUCAAUCACGAGCAGAAAAAGCAUCUAUUCGUAACUUGCUUACAAGCAUGUCUGUCAAACAGGGCAAAAAGUUUGAUGAUCCAUCGAGCAAAAGUCACAUUGCUUCAUUUGUUGCUUUUCACAACCUGGACUUGGAUGAGGUACUUGAUCCAAUAGUCUCCUUCAAAAAUUUCAACGAAUUCUUUUAUCGCAAACUUAAAAGUUCUGCACGUUUGCUUGCUUCUCCAAAUCCUCACGUUGUUGUUUCACCAGCGGAUGCAAGAUGUAGCGUGUUUCCAACAAUCAAUGCCGCAACGCAGCUGUGGAUCAAAGGACUUAACUUUUCCAUUGCACGUCUUUUAGAUAGCCCUGAAGAGGGAAAACGAUUUGAAUCAGGCUCGCUAGCCAUUUUUCGUCUUGCUCCUCAAGACUAUCAUCGUUUCCAUAUUCCUGUAGAUGGUACUUUAGGGGAAACCAAGCAUAUUGAAGGCACCUUGUUUACCGUCAAUCCUAUGGCUAUUCGAUCUACCAUUGAUAUAUAUACGGAGAAUAUACGGACGAUUACGUAUAUUGAUUCGACGCACUUUGGCCGUGUUGCGUAUAUAUGUGUUGGUGCAAUGCUUGUUGGAAGUAUUGUGUUGACUUCAGAAGCUGGACAGGAAGUGAAGCGAAUGGAUGAACAUGGAUAUUUUAAAUUUGGUGGAUCAACAGUUAUUUUACUGUUUGAAGAGGGUAAAGUUGAGUUUGAUCGAGAUUUGCUAGUCAACUCGGAGCAAUCAUUGGAAACGUUGCUUAAAUAUGGACAAUCUAUUGGCGUACUUUCUCAAUCACAAUCUUGA
Molecule: messenger RNA, 966 nt
Organism: Batrachochytrium dendrobatidis JAM81
Lineage: Eukaryota; Fungi; Chytridiomycota; Chytridiomycetes; Rhizophydiales
Product: phosphatidylserine decarboxylase 2
Exons: 3
Coding region: 1-966 (321 amino acids)
Biological process (GO): phospholipid biosynthetic process
Molecular function (GO): phosphatidylserine decarboxylase activity
Source: RefSeq, a predicted model, not a curated record